AUGUCUUAAGUAGCUUCACAUAAUUAAUUUUUAGAGCCGUUCAUUCUGGAUUUGGAUCAUAUUAUAAGGAAUCUUAAUUCAACUAGCAGCAAAUUAGAGGGGCUAAAUGAGCUUGCAGAGGCGCUUAAUCAGGGUUGCUCAACUGCGAGUUUCCUGAGUCAGCUGGAAAAAUUAUUUUAGGGCUUGAGGUCUUGCCUUCUUGGGGACUCACAGUAAUUGGAGAUUGUUCUUCGGGUAAAUUAGCUUCUAGUGGAUAUGCUGCCAGAUAUUUAGCACUCAGAUGACCUUGAAAUUCAGUUUGCUCAAUUAGUUCCUAUUUUUAUCGAAAACCUAGGUAGCCCUAAAGCAGUUUUAAGAAAAUCUACUCACAAAUGCAUUGCUACAUAUGUAAAGGUGUCUAAGAAGCUGGAAUUCGUACUUCUCAACAUCAUUCAUACAGGAUUGGAAAGUACUAACUCAAGAACCAGACAGCAUUCAAUGCUUGUGAUACCUGCACUACUUUCCUUGAAACAGUCGGUUUUAGACAGACCUGCUCCAGAAAUGAUUGAACUAAUUAAAGUUAUAAUUAAGAAACUUAGAGAUUCACAAGAAGUUGUGGCUAAAACAGCGAGAAAACUACUGCUAGAGAUUAACAAAUGCUAUCCCCUCUAGUUCGAAAAUCAAAUUACGAACUCAAUGAGAACAGAAGAAGAAAAAUAAGUAUGCAGAGCAGUCCUCAGAAAUGAUGAGGACGAGGUAUUAAGGGUGCUUUCACAACCUUCACAAUAACAAUAAUAACUUUUAGUUUAAAGCCAAGUACAAAAUACUAAAAGAGGUAUAGAAGAGAGUAAGUAAAGUAAUUAUGCUACUGGAAAUGGUAAUGGAGGUAGCUCUUCGCUACAGUAAAGUUCCUUUAAGACUAGCAUGAAUAACUAAGCAAGCAAAGAACUUAGUAUAGUAGGAAAGGAGAUACUUCAGAGCAACAAUAACAAUAUAAACUCUUAACUUUCUUCAGUAUAAGGACUUGAUAAAAUAAUCUCACAAGCAAAAGAAGAGUCAAGGUAUCCUUAAGGCUAAAAUGGACUUUAUUUUGGUCUUCUUGAAGAGCAUAUAAUAGAAGCUCUCAAUGAGAAUAAUUAGUGGAAAGAGCGUACAAGUGCUAUUGAAGCUAUUGAAAGUAGAUUGAAUAUGUAUCUGAUGAGUGAAAAAAAGGUGGAGUUUAUGCCGUAUGCCACGCAUUUCUUAGGAUUUAUGAUUCAAUACAUACCAGAUAUAAACUUUAAAAUAUCAUUGAGCUCAAUCAAAAUUAUCUGCAAAUUACUUCAAAUGAGUCUAAUUAAUUUCAAAAAGUACUAUUCAUAAUUAGUCUCAGCUUUGGUUGAAAAACUGUCUGAUAGUAAGAAUUACAAAGCUAGCACAUUUGCUUUUCAUGCAAUGAGAUAUUUGCAGCAUGGAAAUUGGCAUGUCAGAGAGGGUGCUUUAUCUCUACUUGCUCACAGUGUGAUUACUUAGGGAGAAGGUAAAUCGUUUAAUGACACAUAAGGUGCGCCUGGUAAUAUUGAUUAAGAUACACCUUUACCAUUGAAUCCAACUUUUUUGUAAGAAGUAUGUUCACUCUAUCAAACAGAAGAUAAGCAAAAGAAUUAGAAUUAUAUUACUGAUCUACUGGCUUUGUGUAUUGAAAGGAGUAUGUCACCAAAUAAGACUUAAAAUUUAAUCUAAAAGCAAUUAGGAGUAUCCCCAUGUUUUAAUUCAGAUGAUGAUGUGUUAGAAUAUAGUGGCUCUUAAAAAGAAUCACUUCUCUAUAAAUUGGUGAUUGAGAGAUUAUAGAAAGGAAACCUUCCAUAUAUAAAUGAGGAAUCUAUUGUAGAAUUCCCUGCUCCUGGCCAAUAAAUCUCUUCUAAAAAUUUGCUACCAUAGCCUUUAAAUAUUAAUAAGCAUUUCAGUAUGGAAGAAUAAAAGGAUAAUAGGAAUAAUGCCUACUUCUAGCAAGAAACUAUGGCUAGUAAUCUCACAAAAGCUCCAUCUCAAAAUUUCAUGGAAAUGAAAAAACGUCAUGAUGAGGAUAAGAAAAUUCUUGUGAAUGUACACAAUUAAAAUCAGCAAUAGCCAACUUCAUAUUACAACAGAUUUGCAAGUGUCGAUAAGAUAAACGUUGAUGAUAGUGUGUAGACUAGUAAGGAGACAGAUAAAAUUGCGAUGUGGCUGCCCUCAUUCCAAAAUAAUACUAUUGGAUAAUAAGAUAGUCAAUUGACCAGUAAGCCUAUUCAAAUUAGCUAAGUUAAUAAAAAUUCAAGAAUGAGUAAUAACUCCUUAUAAACAAAUGAAUUUGGAGAUUAACUAAAUGCUACCACCAAUUCAGUGACUACCUAUCAAGAUAGUAAUAGUUACAGAUAAUCAGGCCAAAGUACAGUAUAAUAAACUUCUAAUUAUGGAAGUAACUUUGACAGAUUCGGUUAUACACCAGAGCAACACCAAAGCAAGCCAAGAACAAUAUAAUCAAAUGAAAUGAGGCAAAGGACAGUUGAUGCACUAAAAUCAGACUAAGAUUACUUUAAAGCCAAUAAUCAUCUACACACUGAAUUAAAGAUACAUUAGGCUAUACCUUUCCAGAAGAAUAUGAGUUAAAGCACAGGCGGUAUUGGAGGAUUCGGGUCUAAUGAUAAAGGACCACAUGUCAACGACAAGCUUAAAUUACUAAAAUCGAAUUCCAAAUAUAAGGACAAUGGUGGCUCAAUUUCCCCUGAAAAAAUGAGUGGUCAACGACUAUUUGAUGAUAAACAAGAAUAAGAGCUAAUCGAGGGAUUGAUCCCUGAUAAUAAGUUAAAAAGUAUAAGUACAGCUGGGAAUGUAGUUUAAAGAAAACCUAUAGUACAACCUAACUCAAGUUUUAAUGGACCUGUUAAAGGAAAUCACGAAUAUCUACAGACUAUUAGUAAUGAUGAUUAAGAGAGCGCUUAUAAUGCAACUCCAACUAUGACUAAGAUUAAGAAACCUCCUCUUACUAAUAAAUCAAAUACUAACACUUCUUAAGCUAAAACAUAAUCUAGAGCAUAAUCAGUUGAUAACUCUACUGCAAAUAUUGUUGCCAUAGAUCAGAGUUAGGCUGAUAUUUAUUUGCCAGUUGAGGAGCCUCUAUAGAAUGCUGAAAAGUAAUAUCAAACUGCUUUAGAUGGCCUUAAAUCUGGUGAUUGGCAAAAGUAGUUUGAUGGCUGUAACACUAUUAAAAGAGUUGCAUUAUUCCACAAACAAUUGCUAUCUAGUUCUAAUCCAUUGCAGCUAUAAGUCAUCAAGGAAUUAGUCAAGCUAGUAGAUUCUUUGAGAUCUCAACUUGCUAAGAAUGCUAUUGUUACUAUUAAACUAAUGAUAGAAAACCUCCCUUCAAAAGACUUAGACAGUCAAGUAGACUAAAUACUACCUGCUCUGCUUAAGAAAGCUGCAGAUACCAAUAUAUUUAUUUCUGAAUCAGCAGAUGCUACAAUAGUGACUUUAUGCUCAUUCCUGUCUGAGACUAAAGUUUUUAAUACUCUUCAAGCAACUUAAAAUAUUAAAAGUAAUAUAAUGAAAAUGAAGCUAGCACUUUGCUACAAUUCACUAAUUGAAAAACUUGGACCAAGAUUAAGAUAGUUCUAAAAUUGUGAUAAAUUAAUAUAAACAGUAGCUGGCUUCUUAAAUGAAGGUGCCAUUGAAGUAAGAAAUAUGGGCAAGAUUGGUUUAUUCAGCAUUAAGAACAUUAUUGGUUCUUAGAGAGAACUUGAAGGACUUCUCAAUAGAUGCGUCUCAAAUGAGAAGCAACUUGAUAAAAUAAAAUAAAUACUUGAAAAGGGUGACAUUGAUGCUAUUAGUAAUAAUGGAAGUACCAGAUAUGGCUCUAGCAUGAGGAAUAGCUCUCUUGACACAAAAAGUGUUGGAGGCUUUAGGGGCUAACCCUAGGUAACUGCUGCAGGCAGUGAUGGCUUUGGUAAAUAUACAUAAUCUUCAGAUUUCAAUAUGCAAUAAACUUUCCUAAAAUCCACAGGGGGUACAAGCAGCGCCGGAUUUGGAAGUACUUCUAAUACCUUUAAAAAGUAAAAUAACCUAUCUAAACCUAUUGAUCCGAUGCUUAUGGAGGAAUUCAAGUAGAUUAUCAAUGAACUAAGUACCAAUGAAUGGAAUAAGAGAUUGAAGUCAAUAGACACACUGUCAGAAUUCGUUAAAAACAACAUUACAACUAUUAAAACAGCUCCUCCUGCAAAGUUUAUAUCUCUCAUAGAUGCUUUUUGCAAAGUUCUAAAUGAUAACAAUGCCAAAGUACUUUCUCACGCCUAGCAAACUUUCAGAGUGAUACUGCUUAAUGAAAGUCUAAAGGGAAUAAUUGAACAGAAUCUAUCUAUGAUAGUUCAAGCUCUAAAUACUAAUCUCUAGAGCACCAAUUUUUAAGUUAGAGAGUAGGGUGAUAUACUAUUCGGAUUACUUGAAGGAGCAGUCGAAGCAGCCUAACUGAUACCACCUCUCACUGCCUAAAUAAAUCUGGCAAAUAACAGAUCAAAAGCCUAACUAGUUGAAAGACUUGCAAGUAAGAAAUAUCAUAUAUCUCAUAAUCAUAUUUGUAGACAUUAUAGAGAGAGUAGAUAAACCUGGUAUUGUAUAAAAAUACGUCUCCCCUCUGGUUUAGCAAGGCAAUAAAAUACAGGCUGA
Messenger RNA from Stylonychia lemnae, 4656 nucleotides. The record is from the annotation of a GenBank genome assembly. NCBI's taxonomy places the organism in Eukaryota, Ciliophora, Spirotrichea, Sporadotrichida, Oxytrichidae.